Cuculus canorus (common cuckoo) is the source of this 996-nucleotide messenger RNA. RefSeq names its product storkhead-box protein 1-like. Bases 104 to 658 code for a protein of 184 amino acids. Gene Ontology annotation, biological process: positive regulation of transcription by RNA polymerase II. The transcript is spliced from 3 exons. Gene Ontology annotation, molecular function: RNA polymerase II transcription regulatory region sequence-specific DNA binding; DNA-binding transcription activator activity, RNA polymerase II-specific. Lineage: Eukaryota; Metazoa; Chordata; Aves; Cuculiformes; Cuculidae. Gene Ontology annotation, cellular component: nucleus; cytoplasm. The record is from RefSeq and is a predicted model, not a curated record.
GCGGGGGCGGAGCGGAUCGGGGCGGCGGGCAGGGAGCGGUGCGGGGCGGGUCGGCGCGGCGCGGCGGGCAGCGAUGCCGGCGGCCGCGGGGCGGUGAGCGGCCAUGCCGCGCAGGGCGGAGCGGUGCCUGCAGAUCGCCCCGCACUCCCUGGCCAUCGUCCUGGGCGGGGGGCGGCCGGGGGGCGGCGGCGGAGCGGCGGCGGCGGAGCUGGGGCGCCACCGCAUCGGCUACGAGAUCUUUGCCGACUUCAAGCGGGAGAACAUGCAGCACUUCUGGGACCGGCGGGUGACGGCGGCGGUGGCCGAGACCUUCUUCCUGGGCUGGAUCGACGAGCAGGUGCUGCUGGUGCAGGGCAAGGAGGAGCACCUGGAGGUGCUGCGGCAGGGCUGGGCGCGGCGAUCCCUCAAGCCCCCCAGCGGCUUCCAGAUCAAGUGCCUGGAAUACAUAAAUCUCUGCACUCAGGAGAAAUGCUCAGAACAGCUUCUACAGAGAGGCAAGUGCAAGUGGUGCCUGAAUAAACCUUCAUCUGAACAGGGCAAUGGGAAAUUGUCUCUGGGUGCACACAGCACCCAGGAGCUUCCCCAGAGGCCAAGCCCUGCUCGUGCUAGGUGCCUUCUUGGCAAGUGCAUGCAUCACACGGGAGUAAAGCAGAAAUGAAGGCUCUGCGGAGGAAUUGGAAGAGGUGUGGAGAUGUGUGAAUUAGUCUUUAAAAACAUAAUCUUUAAUGGCUUUUACUGCUGGUAGGCUUUAUAUUGGAUACUUACUUCUUGCUGUCUAUUUUUUCAAACUCCUGAAGCAGGAGGAUAGGCCGUCUUUCUAACGUACAGUACAGCUGGCCCCCAUAUAUCAGCAUGUUACUUAAAUACCAGGGUACUAAUGAUAUGCGACACCAGUGGAAAACAAGAAAGUUGAGGCCAACAUUUUUAGCACAUCUUUUACUACUAUAUCCUUUGGAAGAGCAGUCAGUGAAUGAUAUGAGCUGCUGUAACUCCACU